Messenger RNA from Armigeres subalbatus, 8776 nucleotides. It is a transcript of the gene msn, whose product is annotated as serine/threonine-protein kinase mig-15. Gene Ontology annotation, molecular function: protein kinase activity; ATP binding. Lineage: Eukaryota; Metazoa; Arthropoda; Insecta; Diptera; Culicidae. The transcript is spliced from 18 exons. Gene Ontology annotation, biological process: protein phosphorylation. Bases 864 to 5564 code for a protein of 1566 amino acids. The record is from RefSeq and is a predicted model, not a curated record.
AAAUCAGCCAGACAGCAAAGUGCAAACGUUCGAGCAGGAGGUCCACCGUCGUAUCUCUCUGCCAGUGCCGUCUUCUGUCAUCAUUUUUCAUAUUCAAUCAUCAAACCGAGAGUGUUGGCUUUGUGUGUUUUUAGUCGUAGUUCUCUGCGUUGUAGCAAACACAGCAGCAGUAGAAGCAGGAAGUUAUAAUAAGGUGGCAAUUUGGAAAAUGUUUUCAAUUUGUGGAACCAAUUGAUCCCUGAUCUGGGUUGUGUUGGAAGUGUUUUCCGGGUGGUGCCCGUCGUCGUUUCUCUGCGAGGAUAGUGUAUUGGAUUGGAUUCCGCAGUGGUGAAGAACCGGAAUUUCGGUGCCGUCGUGUUAUUCAGGGAGUGUUCUGUUGGAAUAAGAAGAAACCCCGUAUCGCCGUCACCGCCCUCCCCCUUCAGAAGUGCGAAUCAAAGUGUUCUUUCGGUGAAGAAUAUUCAUCCUCGCACAGAGGAAGGCUAGUUCAGUGCGGAGUGAAGAAAAAUCAACACACAUCAUCCCCGCGAACCGAGGAGACGAAUACACUCGCACAGGAAGUGGUUCCCUGUGCAGAUAUACGCGUAUAAGUUGCUUACAUUCACAUUCAGACUGAACGGUGUGGUGCGUUUUGUUGCGACGGAAUCAGUUCCGAAUCGGUUCUUCUCGGUGUGGUUUUGUGGAUUCUAUCCCACCACCACGACCCAACACGCCAGUCAUCAUCGGGCACAAUCAUUGUCGUGUCGUUGGUUCGCCGUCACUGAGAGCGCCGCGCCAUCAUCCGUAGACUAAGCAGAACCGGAACGGACUAGUAGCAGGGAAUCGACGUCGACGACAACGACGACGACAACGAUUACGUCAAAAUGGCGCAUCAAAUGAUGCCCCAGUCUGUGAACUGCUCACUGGACGAUAUCGAUUUGAAUGCACUGAAGGACCCAGCUGGAAUCUUCGAACUGAUCGAAGUGGUCGGAAAUGGAACAUACGGACAGGUUUAUAAGGGUCGCCACACAAAGACUGGACAACUCGCUGCCAUUAAGGUGAUGGACGUCACCGAAGAGGAGGAGGAGGAAAUCAAAUUGGAAAUCAACGUGCUCAAAAAGUACUCCAACCACCGAAACAUUGCCACGUACUAUGGUGCAUUUAUCAAAAAGACCUCGGCCGGCAAGGACGACCAGCUGUGGCUGGUGAUGGAGUACUGCGGGGCCGGAUCCGUCACAGAUUUGGUCAAAUCGACCAAAGGUCAGAGCCUCAAAGAGGAAUGGAUUGCCUACAUUUGCCGGGAGAUCCUACGGGGGUUAAGCUACCUGCAUACGAACAAAGUGAUACAUCGGGACAUCAAAGGCCAGAACGUGCUCCUGACAGACAAUGCUGAGGUCAAACUGGUUGAUUUCGGCGUAUCAGCUCAGCUGGACAAAACCAUCGGCAGGCGGAACACUUUCAUCGGUACCCCGUACUGGAUGGCACCAGAAGUGAUCGCUUGCGACGAGAAUCGCGAUGCCACCUACGACAACCGGUCGGAUCUGUGGUCUCUUGGUAUUACCGCCCUAGAGAUGGCCGAAUCGCAACCACCCCUAUGUGAUCUGCACCCGAUGCGGGCCCUGUUCCUUAUUCCCCGGAAUCCACCGCCACGACUGAAAUCGAAAAAGUGGUCCAAAAAGUUUCACGGAUUUAUCGAUACGGUGCUAGUGAAAGACUAUCACCAACGGCCUUACACGGAACAAUUGCUGAAGCACCCGUUCAUCAAGGAACAGCCCACGGAACGACAGGUGCGGAUACAGCUGAAAGACCAUAUCGAUAGGUGUAAGAAACGCAAACAGGAGAAGGAACGCGAUGACUAUCGGUAUUCGGGUUCAGAGAACGAGGAGGAGGAACUGCCGACGGCUGGCGAGCCGUCGUCUAUUAUUCAGGCCCCGGGCGGUGAUACGCUCCGGCGGAACUUCCAACAGAUUCAGGAGGGCCGAGCGGUGAUGCAGAGUGUUGAACAGCAACAACAGCAGCAGCAACAGCCACCACCGAAUGCCAACCGAAAUCAGAAACCUCAACCGCGUGACGAACGGAGUAAACAGCAAUCAGUGGAGGAACCGGGUCCUCCCUCGCGGCCAGCACUACCUCAGCGGCUGAUAGUGGUGCCGGACCCGCCGCCCAAUGCCAACGCAAACCGGCCUCUACCUCCUACGCCCCGGUCCGGCAGUGGAUCUUCCCAGUCCCAAUCCCAGCAGUCCCAACAACCGCCAUUGUCCCAGCAACAAACGCCCCAACAACCGCCCCGAAACUCACAGAACAUCUUUAAACCAAUGCUGCCGCCACGACGACCCGAGGAUUUGGACAUGUUAGCCGCACAACUAAAUGAAUUGGGCGUCUCCCAACAGUCACAGCAAGCGCAACCGGAAGCCCCACCGCGGAACAACCGGCAGCAACAGCAGCAGCAGGUGCCAUCGUCGCAGCAGUCCGGCGGCGGAGACGGCCGGGGCGGCAGCAGCAACAGCGGUAAGCCCAUCAUGGGGGUGGCCGCCUCCAACGGGAACAACAACAAUAACAACAACAACCACCACCACGGGCAGCCGAUCAAUCCGCUCGAUCCGAUCGAGAGCUCCGACUCGGACUCGGAACCGGAAGAACCGAACGAUCGGGCACGGAACGACGGUACGCUGCUGGCCAGCGAUCCGCCCAAGCCACUUCCCGAAUUCUCCUAUAGGCCCGGCGGACUGGGAGUGCUGGCCGAGUCCGACCAGAACAACCAAUCGUCCACAACGACGCCCGGCGGCAGCAACAGUGGCGUGCUUUCGCCGCCUAGCGGUGGACCACCGAACCGACCACUGCCACCAACGCCGGACGAUGACGAUGCGCAGAGCGACCGGACGCUGAUUAAGAGGAGCUACGAUAACAAAUCGUCCUCAUCGAUUGGUACCACGACCUCCUCCGCCUCGACCGGAUCUACUCAAUCCGAAAGCGAGGAAGCAGUCCUGCUGCGCGACUGGGAUUUUGAACGUUUCUUCCCAUCGAACGAACGCCCCCAACGAUCUUCCCACCAGCAACGCCACUCCAUGUCGGACAAGUCAUCCUCCUCGUCGCCAGCGGAUUCCAACGGGCGUCUCAAUGGUCUGGACAAACUCCGCAAGGAGCGUGAAAACAGCAAAACCUCCAAUCUGGCAUUCGCCGAAAAGAAAAAGGUCGAAGAAAUGAAUAAUAGGAUUCGACUGGAGGAGCGCGUAAAAAGUGAAAUUUUCGCCCGCCAGUACCAGAAACAGCAAUCUCCCGGCAAGUCUAGUCCCGGUUCGUCUUCAUCAACUGCCACCAACCAGCAACAACAGUUCCUUGCACCGCAAUCUCACAAACGCCAAGAAUCAGACUCUAAACUCUCGCUUAACUUUGUCCGGGGAUUUCGCCGGGAGAACUCGGACUUCUUCCCACUGUCCAAGCGGCACUCGGCCAUCCUCGGCGAGCAGCUUACCUCCAACAGUGGCAACAAUUCCAAGCAAAUGUCUUCCAGUGCCAUCCAAUCGCAGCAACGUUCCAGUGCCAUAUUCUCACGCAAUCGCAACAAGGGCGAACCCAUCCUAACGGAUUUCACCGUCACGAAGCGGGGCGACGGUGAUGAACCACGACCUCGCACGCCCCCUAGACCAGCUGGCCAAACCUCCAGCAGCAGUCCACAGCAGCAAACGCCUGCGACCCGGCAGGGAAGCUCCACCCCAUCGGUACGGAAUCUGGACUUCCUGAGGCCUCGCCGCGAGAAAACCGAAUCGGUCAUCUUUGUGCGCAAUUCGCCCACACGGCAGCAGCUGUUCGACAGCCAGAACCGAGGUGGUGAAAACAGCAGUUUAGGAACCCCCGGCCAACGGACGAGCAGUGUCCUUCCGGAUUUGCUGAGCCAAGCGUCCCCGGCCACGCCACCACGACACGACAAAUCCGCCAGCGAAGAGUACCGAGCGGCCGUCAGUUCCUCCGCCCAUUCCACCCCUUCCAAGUCCUUCAUCGCCGUUGCGAGCGGUGGCAUCGCGAACAACAACAACAACAUCAAUAUCAAUAAUUUGAACCACCAACAUAGUAGUAGUAACAAUGCCAGCCACCACCUCGCGCCUCCCAGUGCCGGAGCAGGGGGAGAAGGUGGGGGAAGACCAGCAGGAACUAGCAAUUCCUCGCCGCACUCGACGGUGUCGAAUUCGCCCUCUUCCUCCCACCAUAACAGUCCAAACCAUUCGAUUAACAUUAGAAAUCUAAACAACCACAACAAACUUCUUCAUGGUAGUAGCAAUAAUAACAAUCAUUUACCUCCCUAUCAAUUGAACCAACUAAACCACCACCACCACCAUCACCACCAUCUACAACAACAACACCAACUGUUGCACCACCAACAAUCGCAACCUGCUUCGCUGAACUCCGUCCCUGGUGCUGGCGCGAACAACUCUGGUGCGCCACUCCCGUUGCCGCCGUUUGCGCUGGCCCUGCAACAGAAGCAACGAAGUUUCCUCACGUUCGGUUUCAGCGCCGGAUCGGGUGGAUCCGGUGCCGCCCGGCGGGAAAGUCACGUCAACGUGAACGUGACGCCGACGUCGCACGAUGCCGCCUCCGAUACGCCCGAGAUCCGCAAGUACAAGAAACGCUUCAACUCGGAGAUCCUGUGUGCAGCGCUGUGGGGCGUCAACCUGCUCAUUGGAACCGAGAAUGGUCUCAUGCUACUGGAUCGGUCCGGACAGGGCAAGGUGUACCAGCUGAUAUCGCGACGAAGAUUCCAACAGAUGGAAGUGCUAGAAGGGCAGAAUAUCCUGGUGACCAUAUCCGGCAAAAAGAAUCGAGUGCGAGUGUACUACUUGUCGUGGUUGAAGUCCAAAAUUCUUCGAACCGAUGGAAUGGGUGAUCAACAAGUGGAACGCCGCAACGGUUGGAUCAACGUCGGUGAUCUGCAGGGAGCCGUCCACUUCAAAAUCGUUAAGUACGAACGGAUCAAGUUUUUAGUCAUAGCGCUGAAAGAAUCGAUCGAGAUCUACGCCUGGGCGCCGAAGCCCUACCACAAGUUCAUGGCAUUUAAGAGUUUCGCUGAACUAAUGCACCGCCCACUGCUCGUUGAUCUCACGGUCGAGGAGCAAACGCGACUGAAGGUGAUCUACGGUUCGGCGGAAGGGUUCCACGCGGUCGAUCUUGACUCCGCCAUAGUCUACGAUAUCUACCUUCCUAAACAUACUCAGGGUCCAAUUUCGCCGCACUGCAUUGUCACGCUGCCGAACUCGAACGGUAUGCAGCUGCUGCUGUGCUACGACAACGAGGGUGUCUACGUAAACACGAUGGGACGGGUGUCGAAAAACAUCGUUCUGCAGUGGGGCGAGAUGCCGACUUCGGUCGCGUACAUCGGCACCGGUCAGAUCAUGGGCUGGGGCAACAAGGCCAUCGAGAUUCGUUCGGUUGAAACCGGUCACCUGGAUGGGGUGUUUAUGCACAAGAAAGCCCAACGCCUCAAGUUCCUCUGCGAGCGGAACGACAAGGUGUUUUUCAGCAGUGCCAAAGGUGGUUCAUCGUGUCAGAUCUACUUCAUGACGCUGAACAAACCCGGAAUGGCCAACUGGUAAAACGGUUGGGAACUACAAUCACACAACAACACACACACAGGCACGGCGGCAUAAUAGGGUGUAUGCGGAUCGUAAUGCAAGCACUGAGAACGAGAGAGCGUGAUUGAAUGAUAGAGAAAGCGUGGGAGAACAUGGCGUGGUGACUCCUAGAUGGCGGAGGCACUGUUACUCCUAUUAUUAUGCAGCACACAGACACAGACAGAUAGUGACACUCUGUUUAGAUAAGGUAAGUUAGACGGUGGAAUGCGUUUUGAGAAUUUUUCACUGAACAAAAAAUGAGAAUUAAGUUAGAACAAAUAAUUUAGAAACCGUGAAAUCGGAGAAUCUGCCCAGGAUAGAUGUGAAUCGUGUUUAGCAAAGCAAGUAUAAUGUCGUAUAUAUUAAUUAUACCAUUUGGAAAAAAAAGUUUACAACUUUAAUUAUCUCUGUCUGGAUCCGAGGAGCUAAAUUUUCAAAUUUUCUUCUCCGUUUCCCCAACGCUUCCUCUUCAAUCGCCAGUUUUCGUUUUGAGGCGUUUCGCAUUGGGAAUCUUGGCGCUGCUUCUUGCAAAUCAUGAAUCUUAAAAUGUCUAUGUAAAUAUGAAUUUAUCAUACCCCCUCUUAGCUAUCAUACUUAUGGUGAAACCGAAUCCGAUACAGCGAAACACGCGACAUUAAAUUACGGGAGCGGAAAAAGUCGAACAAACCUUGUGAUUAGUUAUUCGGAAUAACUGCUUUUGGGUUCAAGAGAUCCAGGGUAGAUGUUAUUUCACGGAGAAUCCGGUUAAAUUAGCAAGAAAGUCAAAAAAAAAUCUGACAGUAGAAUUUUAAAUCAUUUCCAAUUCUAGAUAGACAGUCAGACGUAAGCUGCAGAAUUGCAGAAACAUAGCCGCGAACCUAUGAAUCGACGGUUGUGUUGACACUUUGAUACAGAUUGUAUUAUAUAUUUGUUUGUUUUUUUUAUAUAUAUACAUAGAAAGCUUAUUUUUAUACACACGCCCAUACUUUACGCGCCAGAACUAUAUUUUUUCUAUUGUUUGUUUCCUAUUUUUACGUUUGAACAAAGUACGCUCUACUAUUAUAUACGUUCUUGCUUAAAUUCGUGCUGUAUAAAUAAGCAAGUUGGAUAAUUUAAUGAUUGUAUUUGGUGUAUAUCGCCCUUAGGCGCCAGCCCGGUCAGGGUUGGGUAUUUUAAUUAAAAAUCUCUUUAAAUAUAACCAACCAGACAUUGAAAGCGUUUGAAGUGAUGACUGCAUAAAUUAAUGUACCGAAUACGCAAAAAAAAGUCGGUGGUUAUUUACCCACAUUUCCUCAAACAAUGACCUCUCGAUUACUUGCCUUAAUCGAACAUCGGAUGUCUAUAUGUUUAUUUACUGCAAACACAGUCAGAAAGAAUACAGAUGUUCUGCAAUACUAUUGAAAAUCUUUUCUGUUUUUAAUCUGUUCGUUAACGGUUAGGUUGUUUAACCGAUUGGUUUUCCUAGAAGAGUCAAAAGGUCGAAACGAUUUAUUCCCGUUUCUAAUAAGUGCCAUUUUCUUCUGUUUUAUCUUUACCCUUCCCGUGUGCAAUAAUCUACUCAGCAACACACAUUUCAACGAUCCUUCUGUUUGUACGAUCCCAGAUUAAAAGAAGAAAAUCGUCAUCAACUUUUGCGCCUAGGUCAAUCUUACAGUGAAUAACAAUAACAACAAAAGUCUGAUCUUUAUCUAUAUCUUUAAAUUCUAUUCUUAUCACAAUUUACCGCAACAUAGUCAUGCGUGGGAUGCUAUUCACUCGGUGCAGAUAGCGCCAAAAGGCUUUUUGCUUCGAGUAAACGGACUUCCGCUGUAUGAAAAUUUUCGAUUUUUUCCUAAAUUUCUCACUUGAAAGAGAAAGUAAGGAACAACCACAAUAGAGAAGGAUUACACAAACAACUUUAGAGGAAGCAACCACUAGCUACAGUAAAGUGCACAUUUAGUGAAGCAAAACAGCAAAACACAGUUGAAUUCAAAAGUAGCGAGUAAAGAAAACAAUAGGUAUCUUAAUAAGGCGAUAAAAGUUAGACACAAUUUUUAAACUGAUCAAACCAAUCAUGGAACACACCCAAAACAAAAAAAUAAAAUAGGAGUAAACAAACGCAACGGUAGUGAGAGAAAACAGUUUUUAUGGGUUCAAUCGCCAUACCGAAUAAUAGAAAAAAGGAUCGUGUAAUGAAAUGCCUUCAACCAACAUUAAACAAAAAGAAACACAAACAAAAAACAUAGACAGUGAUAGGAAAAAUAAUAAUCACACAUUGCUUACAUAAUAUUUUAUUUCAAAUCAGAUUUUCAAACUUUUCGUUCGUUGGAAACAGUUUUUCCUAUAUGUGCAUAAGAACGACGCAUUUUGACAUUUAUUCCGCCAUCUUCAUCGAACCCUGUCCAUGAAUAAAACGAAAACACUCAUACCCAUACAUGCAUUUCACUAAAACACACUCAAAUAUAAGUAUUCUAAGUGAAAAAAAACACACACUUAUACACAGGUUUAUCUCCUUCAUAUCUUUAUUAUUGUAGAAUUCACUGAAACUCACAAGUCCUCAUAAAAACAACACUAGUACACAAAAAAUAUAACUUUGGUUGAAUGUGAGAUAGGAACUACAAAAAUUAAACGAAAUUAGGUAACACAUGAUCACAUCUCACUAAUCAACCAAACAAACAUAUUGAUUCUUAUUCAUGCUAUCAUUGAGCGAGAACAUUUACAUACAAAAAAUAAAACAAGUAUAGUAAUACAUGAAGAACAAAAACAAACAGAGCGACACAACACAAAACACUGUUUUAAGAACAAACGAUGAAUAAACAGAAAGUAUAAAUAAUAAUAAAAUGAACACAUAAACGAAUUGAUAAAUGUUAAACAGCGCGAAAGAGAUGAAGAGCGAAGGAAAGUGCAUAACAACAUCGACGGAAUCUUAGACAUUCAUCUUAUUUGUGAAGCGACAUUAAAAACUGAAAAAUAGGACGGCUGGAGGAGGGGAGGGGGGAGAAUAUUCCGAUUGGCAAAAGCUGAUCAAAAGCACAGAAGCGCGCGCGUUGCACAGCAGCAAACAAUGGGCAAAACAGUGAGAGGUUAAUGUGGCAGAGGCGAAAAAGAUACGGAUAAUCGAGACACGAAGUAGCUGUAGUAGAAGAGGAAGAAGAAAAUAUGCAAGGAGAGCGGAAAACAUUAGACAGUAAUAGGAAUAUUUAUAAUAAAAAAAUUAUAAAACGAAAACCGAAAAA